AUGGCGCCAACAUCGCCAAAGCACGAGCAAAGUUCUCCUUCGGGCAGUGAGCCUUUGGCAUCCGGCCGCUGGGCAGAUAGCGAACCUGAUGACGUCCCACAGACACGGGAACGCCUUGUCGAUCGCUGGGCCGGAAUCCGCGGCGACCAGAGUGAUGAUUUGGCAGAUGUCUUGCCACUCUUGAGCGAAUUGAGCAUUCGCACCACGCGCGAUUUAUCGCCAGAAGAGGUCACGAAUUCGUCAUCCCCCGGCUUACUGCGAGAGCAUCGCCUACUCCGAGUGAUUGACUCUCUUCACCGGAAGAGUCAGGCAGACAAGGACAGUUUCGCCGCACACAUUGAGCGGCUCAAGAAUGACCACGCAGACGCGCUUGUGCACGCUACAUCAGUAGUGCCAGACCUGACGAAACAGCUGAAACAGCUGAAGAAGGCGAGCAGUGAGCCCGCUAUCAGUCUUUCUGAAGAACGCAUGAAGCAUGCUGAUGAGCUGACCAAACAACGAGCCGCUCACGAAGUAGCGCUCAAGGCCGCUCGAAAAGACGCGACAGACAAGGUCGCCUCCGCAGAAGCCAGAGCAAGGCGAGACUUGCUCAACGACAUCACCGCUGUCCGAGCACGCGAACGCGCCACGUUUAACGAGAUGGGCAUACUGGAAAGCGAGAAGGCAAAGCUCGCUGUUGAACUCAGCUCGCUCGCGGAGCGGAAGGCGGAGGUUCAAGCGAUGGUUGAUCGCAUUGCGGAGGGAGAAGCAGCUCCCAAUGACUUUGGUCGAUUCGCCAAACGCCAGUAUGAGCAGGGCACCAAGUCCGUGGUCGAUAAGGAUCACGCAGAGGCCGAGAAGACGCGCCGGGACUACACGCGCCGCGUCCAAAAGCUCAAGGGCGAAGAGGAGCAUCUUGCUCAGCUCGUCAAGGUUGUCGAAAGCAUCUCCAGCGCCUCCGCGGCUACCGAGUAUGUGAAGAACAAAGAGGGCGUCGCAGCACGCAAGAACAAGGCACAAGGUGCAGAGAAAAAGGGAAAUGGCUCCGCUGCCACUGUAUCCAAGGACACGUCAGCACCAGUCACGGAGACCAUCACCAUGUCCAGGCAGGCUUUCGACGCCGCCAAAGCAGAGGCUGCAAAAGCAGCUCUCGGUCCUAGACUGCUUUCUGUGAUGCGCUCCAUGGCUGCAUACAUCCUCAUGUACGAGGGUAAGCUUCUCAAAACAGAGGAAGAGAAAUUCUUCCCUGGUCUACGUGACGGCUCGUUCCCAACGAUGGCUCACGACGCUGCUUACGCGCUCAAGAUGCAGCACCUGAGGAGCGCGCAUACUGCUACUCCCAAGGAUCGUGCGAACAUCAAGGCUCAAGAGGUCUUGUUCCAGCAGCCAACCGGCAAGUUGUCACCUGCGAUGUACAACUGGUUCAAGGGUGUAGUAGAUGGCGCAGCACUAGCCGAGCGCGACUUCAAGUUUGCGGCUGGAGAAGGCCAAGUUGUCUCACAGUAG
Molecule: messenger RNA, 1485 nt
Organism: Alternaria arbusti
Lineage: Eukaryota; Fungi; Ascomycota; Dothideomycetes; Pleosporales; Pleosporaceae
Exons: 1
Coding region: 1-1485 (494 amino acids)
Source: RefSeq, a predicted model, not a curated record